GUUUGAUCAUUUUGUUUCUAAGUUUAGUCAACACGAAUUGCGCAACGCAAUGUUUACUAUAAUUUAGCAUGUAUAUUGUACUCAGUACGCUGCCUUUUCUUCCUCUGUAAUAUACCCAUGGUAUAAACUCAGUGAUGUUCAACCCAAGCGUAACAACACAACAGCCAUUGUCACUUGGCCAGAUAUAUGGUGAUGUCACAUCGAGAGAACUCUUCAACAAUGGCACAGUGUCCGUGCGAAAUGCCACAGAAUCAGCAGAGGACAUGGAGUUUGUUGGAAAGUUGGUGGUCGAGGGGUUUGAACGGAAAUUUGUCCAUGCUACAAGUCGAGCGAGCUUACCCGCAAUGAGAACUUUGUAUUCGAACAAUAUGAAAGGGAGGCCUCCAUUGUUUUAUGAAAGAUACUUCAUUGCUGAAUGUAAUGGAGAAAAAGCUGGAGUCUGUGUCCUUCGUUACCAUGGGGAUUCGAAACUUUUCCCAGAGAGGGACGGGGACGUGCCGCCUUUGGGGUGUUGUGACCUGUGUGGACUAGUGCUUUUGGACCUUGGAACAUCCACUGAGGUUCCUGCUGGGAAAUGUUAUGUAGAUCAUAUUACUGUAGACUCGAGAUUUAGAGGUAAAGGCAUUGGGAAAAUUCUAUUAGACAUGGCUGAAAUCGACGCCAAGAAAAGAGGAUGUAAGGAAAUCUUCCUAGGUGUUGCUACAAACAACAGGGCCAAAAACUUGUAUGAAAGACAGGGAUAUGUUACCAAAGAGACAAUAUCACUUUGCUGUUGUGGAAUGUGGUGCUUGACCGGAGAAAGAGAAUUUGCAAGCAUGGAGAAGGUUCUAAUAUAAAUGGUUCGCUUGACUGGAGAUGGACAGAGAAUCCGAGCUCAGGAGAAGAAAUCUCAAUAUUAUAUAUAACUUACAUAUCAUAUGAUGUGCAUGCCUUAACCGGUAAUCAUAUUAUAAACAUUCUUUAGUUACCUUGUUCCUAAAACUGUUUUUCUGAUUUGUUAUAAUAUAAACAGUUCAAUGGAAUAAUGAACGUUUUCGUCUAAUGAAACUUGUUUUACCUUUCAAAUGCUACACAUGAAUUAUUUUGAUGGUGAUUUAUUAAACUUCACAAAACUCAAUAAAACUUUUCGAACAAACAUGCAUUUUUGCAUGUCCUUGGAUUGGCAUAAUAUUGGUUUUCAAAAUACCAUUGAGGGAGUUUCAAAAAUGUAGGAUGUUCUGUUGUAUACAUUUUAAUCUUUUUGCUGACUGUGAUAAUUAUUCAUAAUUAUCUUUUUUAAAAAGUGUAUCAUAUUUUAUUUGUGAUAAUAAAAUUUAACGUUGUAAUAUGUAUCAUAUUUUAUUUGUGAUAAUAAAAUAAAAGUUGUCUUUACAUUCUCUCGACCAACAGGCAA
Messenger RNA from Magallana angulata, 1393 nucleotides. RefSeq lists its product as uncharacterized. The coding region runs from base 135 to 836 and encodes 233 amino acids. NCBI's taxonomy places the organism in Eukaryota, Metazoa, Mollusca, Bivalvia, Ostreida, Ostreidae. Gene Ontology annotation, molecular function: acyltransferase activity, transferring groups other than amino-acyl groups. The record is from RefSeq and is a predicted model, not a curated record. The transcript has 7 exons.